Paramecium pentaurelia is the source of this 819-nucleotide messenger RNA. The record is from the annotation of a GenBank genome assembly. Lineage: Eukaryota; Ciliophora; Oligohymenophorea; Peniculida; Parameciidae.
AUGAAUAUUCAAGAUAAUUUAACAAUCCUAAACCAUCAAUUACACAUUUCUAAUAAUAAACUUUAACUUCAAGUUGAAGUACUCUCACAUCAAAACAAUUUAUUAAAAAAGAAAAUUGUAGAGUAACAAAACAUUUCCAAAUAAAUUUAAUCCUUAAAAAAUGAAAACAAUCAACUUAAAUAGGACAUCUUGGCAUUAUAGGAAACCUUAUACAAUCUAUAGACUCAAAAGAAUAAUGAAAUUGAAUAAUCAUAUUCCUCUAUGCUUUUAGCUUAUUCAAAAGAAAAUGAAAAAGAACUUACUUACUUAAAAAAAGAAUAUAAAGAUCAUAUAUUUAGAUUACAAUAAGAAAAAAAUUAAUUGUUUGAAUAAGCAGUUUCUAUGGGUAUAUAAAAUUAAACAGCUAAGAAUUUGGAGUUGUAAACUACUAAAAUCAUAUAAAUUGCUUAAAAAUUAGAGUAAAUUAUUUGUUGAAUUAAUUAUAGAAAAAUAUUAUACGAAUCACCAUAAAAUUAAGAAAGUAAAAAAGAGAAAGUCAAUUCUGCUAGAGAAAUUUACGAUAACUUAAUUAAUUAAUUAAAUACAGACUUAAAUAAAAAUUAGAAAGAAUAUGAAAAAAAUGACAAAUUUUAUCAGUAAUCUAUUCAAAAUCAAUUUAUUAGUACUUUAGCAGCCUCUAAAAAUUCCAAUUCAACUAAAUCAAAAGAUAAACCAAUUAAUUUCACUAAAUUGUUAUCUCUGACUAGAACUAAUGAAUCUCCUAGAAGUCAAGCAUAUUUAAAUGCCCUUUCAUUACAAACUGGAAACAAAAAAUAAUGA